CUAUCUCAAAGAUUAUAUUAAUAAUAAUUUAAGUGUGAUACUACAAUUCAAUAACAACAGGCAAAAAAUUAUUUAGUUUUUUAAAAUAAAUAAAUAAAUAAAAAAAAAAUGUUACUUUAUCACAUAUUUUUCUACAUUAUACUGUCGCCUCUUGUUUAUUCUUUCCUGUUACGUGAAACCUUGACACAUGAUAAAAUUGUAUAUCCAAUAGAAAAAAGAAUUAAUAAACGAUCAACGGAAAAAAUAAUUACUAUACCAUAUGAUAAUGGAAAAAAUAUUGAUCUUUAUUUACAACCAGCUGAUUCAACUUUAAUUGGAACUCAUACAAUGGUUUGGAUGACAAAAUCAGAUAAAAAUUCACCAAAUGGUUAUCGUUAUCAUCUUAUUCCAAAUGCAAUAAAAAAUCUAAAAGACUUUUAUGUUGACGAUAAAAAUAAUGCAACUGUUUAUUUGACAACAGACGAGGAUGGUAAUUUAAUUAUGCAAGGCACAAUUGGCGAUGAAAUUACAAUACAACCAUUACCAGAUGAUGAUCCGAGAAAUAGAAAAUUAUCAACUAAUUAUUAUGAUUCAUCAAUGAAAAUGCGACCUCAUAUUAUCAAUGCAUGGAGUUAUAGUGAAAAAAAUAAUAUGAAAAAAAUUAAAUUAUAUAAAAAAGAAAAAUCACUAGAGAAGAAAGAUGAGAAUUUAUAUACAAAUACCAAGAAUUCAAAAAUUUCAACUGUUUAUCCUGAAUUAUUAAUUUACAUUGAUGAAACCCUAUUUAUAAAAUUUGACAAAGACAUUCAACGCACUUUAAAAUAUAUAAUAACAACAUAUUAUGGAGUUGAUUUACGAUAUAGAGAUUUUCAACAUCCUAAAAUUCGUUUUCGAAUUAAUGGAAUUGUCAUCGUUAAUAAUGCGAUAUCAGACAUGUUACCAGGCGUUGAAACAAAUGGAACAAGACCAGAAAAACUUUUAGAAGAGUUUUCAUUUCAUUUAGGAAAAAUGAAUAGAAAAUUUAGAUUCACAAAAAAUUAUGAUAUAGCUGUAUUUAUGACUGGAUCAAUAAUGAUUCAAUCCAAUGGAAUACAAGUUUAUGGUCGUGCAUAUGUUGGUCAAGCGUGUAAAAAAACUAUUGAAGACUGGAAAGAAAUGAUAAAAGCUACUGCUAUUGUGGCGGACAAUGGUGCAUAUAGUGGAAUUCAUGUAGCAACACAUGAAUUAGGUCACGUAUUUGGUGCAAAUCACCUUAACGGAGACAAUUCAGAAUGUGCAUUGGGUGAAAAUGGUGACAUAAUGUCUUAUUACGGUCAAUUCAUAAACAGAAUAAAAUUUUCACCUUGCAGCCGAAGAGUAAUAUCAAAAUUUUUAAGAUCAGAGAAUGCAAAAUGUCUUCGUAAUAAUCCAUUGGAAAAUGAACCUAUGACAGUACCAUUACCCGGCAGAUUUAUGACAAUGGAUGAACAAUGUUUAAGAGAAGCUGGAACCAAAGCUUGUUAUCAUAGAAUUCAUAAUGAUACAAGAAGGUGCAUAAAACUUAUUUGCAAUGGUCGUCCUGGAUUUGAACAUGAUUGUGAUGAACUUUUUUUUCCACCAGCUGAAGGCACUAUUUGUGGAAAAAAUAAAGCUUGCAUAAAAGGACAAUGCAUUCGCUAUUUUGAUAGUUCAAACGCAAUUUUAGAAGUAGAGGUUUAAUAUAAAGGAAUAAUUAAAUGUUUUUUUUUAUUAAUUAAUUAUUUAAAUUAUUUUUUUUAACAUAUUAUAUGUAUAAAUAAAUAUAUAUAAAUAGACUUUAAACAAUUUAUAGAAACAAAAUUUGUAUAAAAAUGUUUAUAUGUAAUAUAAUAAAAUAUAUAAAUCUA
Leptopilina boulardi is the source of this 1844-nucleotide messenger RNA. RefSeq names its product A disintegrin and metalloproteinase with thrombospondin motifs 1-like. Bases 109 to 1677 code for a protein of 522 amino acids. Lineage: Eukaryota; Metazoa; Arthropoda; Insecta; Hymenoptera; Figitidae. The transcript has 14 exons. The record is from RefSeq and is a predicted model, not a curated record. Gene Ontology annotation, biological process: proteolysis. Gene Ontology annotation, molecular function: metalloendopeptidase activity.